This is a messenger RNA of Amoebophrya sp. A120, 1706 nucleotides long. The record is from the annotation of a GenBank genome assembly. NCBI's taxonomy places the organism in Eukaryota, Dinophyceae, Syndiniales, Amoebophryaceae.
AGAAUACAUCAAACAGGACGAUGAGACACUGGUUGUGAAGAAACAAGUGAAGGGCCACGAUGACCCUCGACAGGGUUGUGGUGUGUUCGACAGCAUCGCUGUCGUCGCACAAGAAACAACAUUAUCGACUAGCCAACCCGACGCGAAGAAAGCUUCUCCCGUAGAAUCAGAGGCAACCACUGCCGCUUGUUCAGGCAACUGCAACAUCGCAGUCUCGUGGAUCGCGCGGCCAGAUACAACAGAGUCAGAGAAAGAUGCGCUAAUUCGAAGCGGAAGCAAUGUAGUCGAUAAUGGCGUUUUUGUCAAACACAAACUUGCACCUCGUGAACAAGAGGAAGUAGAAAAGGAAUCAAACGAAAGCCCGUAUAUCAAGUACCCCUUCGACUCCACGGACCUGCCACAAUUUCGUUUCUUCGCCAAUCACGGGCACUUCCCAAAAUUUCCGAAUGCGGUCACCCUCCACCUGGAGUGGGUCGCGCUGCUGGCGGUGAACCCGCUGGAAAACACGUUCAAGGCGCGCAUCAACUUGAUAUGGCGUUCUCAAAUGUUACAUUCUCAACUGUUACCUAGAUUUGUCAUGCAAAAACGGCAAAAGUGAAAGGGGGAAGAUUGCGCCUUUUGCAUUACAGAUUUGGCACAGAUUUAGAUGCUGUCCAGCCCUUCGUAGAUUUGCCAUGCGAAGGAGCGUAAGCACGGCGGUCUUGGUGGUAAAAUUGCAUGACAAAUCAUGUAACAGUUGAGAAUGUAACGCUUGAGAGUUCCAUACUUGACCGUGGACUGGUUUGACCCUGCAUUCGCACACGGACCCUACAUUGAUAGAUCCGAUGAGUUCGUGUUCGCCAACACGCGGCCGGUUCUGUUUUUCGCGAACUGCGUCGAACUGACAGAGACGGCGUUUGGGCCCAUGUUGCAAUUGGACCACGACGGCGACAGGGAGAAGGCGGAGGGCGGUCGGCCGGCGGAGAAGGUACUGACAGCACAGUUCUCCACACCUCUAGUACGGCUUGUUACUGUUUAUUCGUCGUCUCAGUUGGAUUCACAUUCAUUUAAUGCUUGAGAGUACCACGACGACAUUGGGUGGCUGGGUAUUGUUAAUGGAUUAUGCCAUAUGGGAAGGACAGUCCAAAAUUCAUAUGUAGUCACACUCCCCUAGGUAAUGUACCGGCGCGACGGCGCUGUGAAAAAUCCUCCCGGCACACUGCGGAAGUCCGGUUUUUUUACCGGCACCUUUACCGAAUCGUUUCAGCUCCGCGAGUUUCCCUGCGACGUCCAAAGCCUAACGAUACAGAUUCGCAUGUGGGGGGCCGGUAUGCAUUGCAAAAGUAUCGUACUCGUAUAAAUGCAUGACAAAUUUUUGUUCCCUCAGCAUGAGAAACCAAAUGUGUAAUGUGGAUCUACCUUGAGUAAAAAAUUUGUAAUGCAUGACUGCAACUACUACGAGUGCGAUGGUUUUACAUAGGAUAGCCGGUGUGGCCGCGAACCCGGACUACGGAAAGUAUUUCGUCGGAAAGCGGAACCGGAUAUGAUCCACAAAAAAGACCAAACCCCUUGAUUGUUGUUCCCCACCAGCAUCGAAUUUGUCUCGCAAUAAAGCAUGCCUCAAACCUGCCUGUGCUCUUUGUCAUGCAAAAAAUGGAUGGAGAUCGAUAGGUCUUUUCCUGUGGAUAUCGGAUCAACCAGAAAAUGAUGGGGGAGAGCUUGAUUGA